GCUAAACACUAUGUGAGCUAAACGUAUCGUUGAUGUGUUUGUUCAUCCCUCCGCUCUGAGGCAAUGGGAGUGGCUAGAAUAACCUUCGGGUGAGCCAGUCGAGAGCCGGAGAGCGAGAAACUGACGGAGAAGACUAGUCGGUUUUUAACAUGGCGGAGACCGUACGCUCGCUCUUCGACUACCGGGAGCCACCGACCCUGGACAGCGACGGAGAGGGAACCAAACCGGCGCCGACACCUCGGGGACGCGGUUGCGGGAGAAAAAGGAAGGGAACGCCGGUGAAAGUGUGUGACCGCGUCUUUGUCACAGAGGAUGAGGAGGAGAGUUCCGAACACAGCUACGGUCCAGGUGAUGGUAAGGGGGCUGCAGAGAACAAACGACCAACCCUGGAUGGCCCUUGCUACAUCAAUGACCCUGUUCAGAUCUGUGGGUCUUCAGAGCUGGGUGAGGAGGGAUCCAGCGGGGGCAGGGUGGCGGCGGUGAUGUACCCCCCUCCUCCAAACUGCCGCAUCCGAGAGGUACACUGUGGGAGCCAGGUGCGUCUGGUCGUCAUAGCGAUCCGAGACAUCACCAAGGGAGAGGAGAUCACCGUUGACUACAGCCUGACCGAGUGGGGAGACAACACUAUGGGAUUCCGUGGUACUGUCUCCUCAGGGAGAUAUGAGUGUAUCGCUGACCCUGAGAACAACCGUAUCAAAAAGGAGGAAGAGUCCGGGCUCGUGCCCUCCUCUCUCUCAGCCCAGGACUACCUCACCCCUUCCUGGCCCCUGUCCCCCUCUUCCUCCCCCCUCUCCCACUCCAACGCCAGUGACUCGGAUCCCCAGAAUGAGGAAGACGGGGGUCAGAGAUGCACACCUCGCCGUCGAAAACGCCGCCGGACCACCACCCCUUCCAAAAAGAGAACCACCCCUCACCGGACAUCCCCGGGCCGCCCUCCCCUCUCCUCUUCAUACCGCCCCCUCACCUUCUCCCCCCCUCCCUCCUCCCCCACCUCUUCUCGCCCUUCUCUGUUCAAAUCCCCCGCUCCGUUGGGGCCCAACACGACGGCGAACAUCAGUAUUAACAUCGCCAGGGGGGUCGGCAAUGGCGUGCCCCCCCAGAAGCUGAGCUGCGCCUACUGCGGCCGCCACUUCCGCUCACUGGGGCGCCACCUGGACAAGCACCACACCAACCAGCCUGAGAUCCGUGCCGCGCUCAUCGAGCGCUUUAUGCCCCACCUGGCGGCCGCGCACGCCACACACCACACUCAGUCCCAGCAGCAACCUCGGUCAUCAUCAGGAGUGGAGCAAAACUCCCACAGGCCACCACCGGGGGGCGCAACCGCGUUCUCCCUGUCUCCUCAACGUCCGGCCGCCCAAUCCCCUUCCUCCGCCGUUGGGGGAAACUCCUCCCCCCUGGUAUUGACUCCACCCCGAGGGCGCAGUGCGGUGGCUGUGUCCGUUCUGAAGAGAAGCCCGCCUCCGGCGGCUGUGACCCCGCCCAGAAAGGCGGGACUGCGCAAAGUGAAGAAGGAAAAAGAGGAGGAGGAAGAGGAGAACGAUCUGGUGGAAGUUGAGGUGGUGAAGCCCAAAGAAGAGGCAGAGGCGGCUUUUCCCCACGUCUUUCAGCAGACGCCCAAGGAGAUGGAACGGCUGCCGAAAGAGGAUGAAAAUGAAGAGGAGGAGGAGGCGAACGGUAUGAUGGAAGACGACAGUGGAGCAGAGGAUAAGGAGAAGGAGUUAUUGAGUUCGGGACGUCUCCACAUGCUGCCCCUCCUCUCCUCCCUGUCUUCCCUGGUCCUCUACCUCCGCAGGCUCCAGCACUCUGCCUUCCUCUCCCUGUCCCGCCAGCUCCAAUCCGCCGAGGCCUGGCGCCUCCUGUGCCACUCCUCCCUCGCCCUGCUCAUACUCUACAACCGUCGCCGCGAGUGCGAGGUCUCCAAACUGGCCAUAGCCGAAUACCGCUCCCGUGUCACCCCCCAGUGCCCCGUGCCAGUGCCCCCCGGCGCCCCGCCCGCCCUCACACCCCUGGAGGCAUCGCUUUCGCCCUUUGAGCGUCUCGUGCUUCCACAUUUGCCUCGAGUAGGUGUCCAGGGCAAACGAGGAAGAGUCCAGCCUCUUAUCCUGCCACCACACUGCGAGCCAUGUCUGGAACUCCUCCUCCAGACCAGGCAAGAUGUCGGCGUCGAUCCCCAGAACCCGUACGUCUUCGCCCGGCCGUACCACUCCCCAGCCACCCCCCUCCGUGGCACCGACCUCCUCCGGAGCCUGGCCCGCUCCAGUGGCACCCGGAACCCCCGCGCCCUCACCCAGACCCGAGUCCGGCGCCAGGUCGCCAUCUUGACGCAGCUGCUAUUGCUCGGUGAGGGGGAGGAGCCAGGACAGCCGGGUGGGAACGCCGUAGAGCGCCUGGAACACUUCCUGGAGCGUGAGUACCACGUGACGCAGAGCUGCGGCGGGAUUGGCCAGGACCCAGGGCUGAUGGGUAGAGUGGGGCGCGUGGUGCUGUGCGGGGAGAGAGACGGCGUGCUGUUCCGGGGGAUGAGCCUCCACCACAUCUGUCUGGAGCUUGACGUGAUGUCAGGAAACUCGGCCGACUCGUACUCGGAGGGCGACUCUGACGGCGAGGGGCGGAAGGAGAAGGGCGAGGUGGCCCCUCCCAGCCUGCUGAUGGUGCGGAAGGGCAGGACCAACAGCAGGACGCCGCGUGCCAGGAAACUCAAGGUCACGCCCUCCUCCACAUCGCCCCUCUCCCCCUCGCUCCCCGGCCGCAGAAGAGGCUCAGGUGGGCCCAAAUCAGGAAAACGCGGCGUCCUCAAGCGCCCGUGGUCGGACGCAGAGCGCGCCGCUGUGGAGGAGCACCUGACCUGCAACAUCGCCGAGCUGCGCGUGCCUGCCAAGGCCGACUGCGAGCGCUGCCUGCAGAGCUGCCCGCUGCUGGUCACCAACCGGCGCGACUGGCGGGCCAUCAAAUUCUACUGUCACAACCGCAUCCAGCUGCUUAAGAAGAACCAGCGGCGUGAGGACGACGGGACGCCCAUCAUGGUGUGCUGAGAAGACUGACGGAGAGACUGAGAGAUUGAUGGACAGACACAACAAUAGCUCCACAGUAUCCACAAUAGCGUGCUACUUGGAAUGAAGGAAGCCAAAACAGAGGCGUGGUCAACUCCGUAACGUUACAGCAGUGGCUGUCAACUCUGUAAUAUUUUUUCCGCUGACGGUCCAAAAACAAGAGUUGAUGCUUAAGGAACAGAGUUGAAGCUUAAGGAAGCAAUGUAGUGGGCGUGUCUUUGAAGUGGUACGCUAAUGUGGGUAUUGGAAUGUAGCCUAUAUCUCAUUAAGCAGGUUUCCAUCCAACCUUUUUAUGUAGUAAAGUAUGGGUCAAUGUCGGGUCAAAAAUGUAGUGACAGGCCUGAUGGAAACAACAUUUUUCGGUACACUUUCCAAAUGUCAACAAAAUGAAAUACGCUAGACAAGGUGGGAUAUUUUGUGUCGGUAAAAUGAAGUAUGCGAGAAAUGUCGGUGGAACUAUUGAUGUAAUAACCAUCAUAUCGAAGUAAACUUGGGGUCGCGCGAUGACAUGUGUGGCCCUCCUACUACGGCGUGUCAGGAAAGCAUGCAGUUUAUUAGGCUACAGAUUAAAUGCAUUGGGUUGAACUUCACAGGGUGGUGAUGAGCUUGAUGCUCCUGUUUAAUAAAUAUCAAGGGUCUUAUUUUGGUGAUCAUCGUUGCGUGGCAGCCGUUUGACAAAUAAAGAAAACCCGCUCUUUUGGCCAUAAUAAUCUCAUGUAGCCUAUACGUGUGUUCUAGCCAACAGCGCGCACGUGCCAGUACCAGACUCGCUAUAUAACAGAAGUUUUUUGUGGGAAAACCAUCUGUAGAGUUGAAAAUGUGAUGGAAACCCAUUUAACUUAUUUUUUUAAUUUGGUACAUGGGAAUUUAACAGCAAAAGUUAUUUGUAUGUGCACUACAUCAUCACGCACAGUCAAUUUGAUGGAAAAUCUCUGGUGGGAAAAUGCACCGAUUUUUUUAUUUUUUUUUGUGCAGAUUUGAGAAUAUCUGUCACCAAUUGGAUGGAAACCUAGCUAUUGAUACCCUUAUAUAUUGUCCUCGGAGACAAAAAGAGGGAGAGACUGGGGGAGUGAGAGAAGGAGUGACUGUGUAGGAGUGACAACAGCCUGUGUUGUGUAUGUGGACAUUUUAAUUUAGUUUUCGCAUAAAAACGAGACGAACAAUGUUCAGAACGCACCACAGAUUGUUGUAUUUAGAUUUUCUUUGGACUCCGGUGUUUUUGACAUACUCAAGUGUUGUAUGGACGUUUCUGAACACACUCAAGUUAACACUAUUAGGGUUUGAGGCUGUAGUGUGUGUGUGUGUUUCCAGUGCUGAGAAGAUGUUAUAGGGUCUCCAACACCCAGUCCUGGAGAGUGCAUGCUUUAGUUCCAGUGCUAACUCACCCGAUGAAACUACACCUGACUGAAAGACAAUGGCUAGAUCAUUAUUUAAAACGGGUGUGUUAAUAGCGCUGAGCCGGAGCAAAAGCCUGCACCCCAGGAGUGGAGCAAGAGAGCCCCUGGGUUAGAGUGAAGGGGGGGGAGGAAACACCACCAUCAGUGUGUUGUAAAUGUUCUUGUUUGGGGCUUUUCCCUGCUCCCUCCUUCAAAAUGAACACUACAAGACAGCAGUUGAACACUGCUUUGCCUAAAAUACACCAAGUAUAUUCUUGUUGUUGGCAUCUUUCUUUUAUUUUGUGCCUGUUGCACGUGUUUUCUUAAAAGCGCUUUGAAAAGGUGCAUUAGGCCGUCGGGCCAGUCUUCUGCGACGAGCAGAGUUCUGUAUUUAACUUGGCUGUGUUCUUCAAAGUGAUUUUUGGGGGGCAAUCUUUCAGAAGAGUGGGCAUAGCUGAAUACUAUGCCACGCUAUGGUUAUUUUUUUACAUGCAGUGUUGUUGCGUCAUUUGUGUUGAUUGUUUUGCCUUUUCAGACUGACCAGUGUAGCUCCAGUCUUUUUUCAGCAACUCUGGUUUCUAUCGUUCACUGCUGUUAGAUGAUGAGCUGCUUAUAGCUCUAGUCCAGGGUGUUAGUGUGGCUUGCUAACGCUUAGGCUAGCAUUCAAUCCGAUCAGUGGUAGAUUUGCAUUAUAGCGCGCUUGACAUUUUUAAAAGUUAUUUCCGAUUAAGCCGUUUGCGGAAACAUUGCCUUUAAAAGGUGCAUAGCUGACAAAGUGCGGUCGGGUGGAAUCCCGGCUUGAGCCUUCACAGCUUUAGCUAGUCGCACUAACGCCCUGGACCAGAGCUAGGCUUCUUUGUAGGUCUGCCGGAGCCCCAAGUAAACCCAGCAUUUUGUCUUAUUGGAUUAAAACCGCACAACACCUCUUGAUAGAUAGUUGAAUUUAUUUAACAUAAUCACAUAUAAUCUUACAUUGUUUCAUGCUAUCAUUUUGCCAGUUCCGGUGUACAUAAAAAAAUAUGAUCAUUACGUAAACUGUUUUUUUGUGCUGUCCGUAGUUUAUUUGUUCAUUUGCGAGUUGGUAUUGUACAUAGGUCUAUGGUUUUGUAAAUAUUCACAGAAAUGCAUAAAGGGGAAAAAAACUAGACAAUGGCUUGGUUUUUUGUGUUAUGUUUUUAUAUAAGUCUGAAAAGUUCAAGUCGUAUUUCUGAAGUUUGAUUAUUUCAAUGUACUAACAAUGAGUGCAUCCCAAUAAUAUCUGCUUUUUUA
Molecule: messenger RNA, 5695 nt
Organism: Oncorhynchus keta (chum salmon)
Lineage: Eukaryota; Metazoa; Chordata; Actinopteri; Salmoniformes; Salmonidae
Exons: 9
Coding region: 150-3032 (960 amino acids)
Molecular function (GO): protein binding
Source: RefSeq, a predicted model, not a curated record